Molecule: messenger RNA, 1276 nt
Organism: Ctenocephalides felis (cat flea)
Lineage: Eukaryota; Metazoa; Arthropoda; Insecta; Siphonaptera; Pulicidae
Exons: 7
Coding region: 85-1080 (331 amino acids)
Source: RefSeq, a predicted model, not a curated record
UCGAGUAUCGUCUUCUGGCAUCUCAUAACUAUUCAGCAUUGCGUGUGUGAUAAGAGCGACCGAUAAGCCGCCAGAUCCUUCAAGAUGCUCCACAAAAGGAAAGUGCUUCUAGCCCUGUUCUGCGUCUUAAGCAUAGUUGCAGGCCUCGGGGGUGAUGAUAAAUUUCUGAAGAAAUAUGCCAUGAUGAAGAUUUAUGAAAGCUGUUUCGGUCCUGAAGUAAUCAAGCAAGUCCGAGCUGAAAUGAAAGCAGCCUGCGCCAAAUGUGCUCCAGCUUCAAUUCCAUCAUCAACUCCGGAUUUAUCAAUGUUCCAAACAAAUCAACUGAAAUUGCAUAGCUCAUCGGCGCCGAGCAUGGAUUCACAGCAAGAAGAACAAUCGAGACCGAUUCAACCAAACAUAGACCAAGAGAAAUUGCAACAGGCUAUUAUGUCUUUCAAACAGCAAAGUCCAUUGUUCCAAGCCCAGAUGCAAAACAAUAUGCAAAGGCCCCAACAUUAUCCAAGUCCUUUGCCUUUGUAUCAUCACAGCCCAUGGGGCGCUCCUCUAUAUGCACCACAACCGUGGUCAGGACCUAUUCCAGCUCCAUUCGCAAGUCCGUACUCAGCUCAACCGAUUCCUGGACCUCAAUACUACCCGCAGGCAUAUUAUCCAGGAGCCGGCAGGAUUUCGCGCGAUAUGGACUACCGCGAUAGACAACACGAAGUUCUUGCGGCGUCCCGGGUUGCGCAAUCGGCUGCCGUCAGCGCAGGAGCACAUAAUAUUACUUGUGUCAUGCAAGAAUUAGGCUACUUGGAUGAAAAUUUGGAACCAAAUGUUGAAAAGAUUGCACGUCGCAUAUCAGGAUUGCCUGUGCACAGGGACCUCAAGGAAGAUAUGCUAGAAGGACUCGACUAUUGUCAGAAAUUCUCGCAAUGCGUGCCGGAGACAAGACCUGACAAGUCGCCUCUUUCGCGUGAACUAAUCAAACCAAUGUUCUUCUUCAGAUGUUAUAAGCACAAAAAAUUGGAAGCAUGCGUCAUGAAAGACGUACGCGAAAGAUUCAACACCGACGACAGUUUUGAUGGAACUUCGAAGAAAUGAGAAAUGGCAGGAGUUUCAAAUCUGAUCCAGAUGUCCAUGUAGAUCCAGAGAUGUUGUUCGAUUUCCUAUACAGUGGUUCCAGUAUGGAUAUGGAUAUGUUCUAAUUAAUAAUACAAUGCAAUAAUAUUAAGUACAAACAUCGAAUCUCUGCUUGUUCCUAGGCUUUAAGAAAUAUGGAUUAUGUUAAAGCCUACUG